CCCAGCGAGUCUAACGCCCCAAUAACACUUACAGGAAUACGAAACCAACAGCCACCGUUACGGCAGUCAUCGUGCGACAACAGGUUUUUCAGAGGUCAUAUUACCGAUGCAAAUUACCAGAAAUCCUCAACUGCUGGCCCCACAUCUCACCUAAUUCCUUCAUCCACAUCCUCAUCCCCCAUACCAAGCCCCCAGUGCGCACAACAUUCCCCUGGUAUUGGACCUGCCUUACAAAAUGAUCUUUAUUGUUCAUCUACUUUACCUCGACCAGGAUCCAGCCAAGCGGGCAAGUUUCAACAGCAGACCUAUCGUUCACCAAUUAAUAGUGCAAUGAAUAAACCCCAGCACUAUUGUCAUCAUCAAGCUGGUCAAAAACAACAAAUUCCCGCAGAACAAACAUGCGAAAGUUUUGACUUCCAGAGAGGCAGGAACGAGCCGGAAAUUUCUCAAAGGAUCAACGCCCGACAUCAGGCUAGUCGUUACAACGACUGGCGUGGCGGGCAACAGUCGCAGUCUCAGCUGCAGAUGAGACUGAGUCAACAGGAUCUGUUGCACAACUUACCUGACCCGCCGCCGCCGUUCAGAGAAGAUUACAUGUGCCAAUCAAGCAGCCAUGAGGAGGCAUCACCUGUUGCUAAUUCUUGUCACCAUAGAAAAACAGAUAACAAGGAAAGCUCUGUGUGAUUCUGCUACUCGGUAGGGUAAUAGCAUAUGUAUUUUUUGCAGAGAGGCUGAGCUCACUGAUAUCACAGAUAAGGUCAUUCACGAGCCCGUUUGUUUUGUUUGUAUUGAAUCAAAUUCUUGUCC
This is a messenger RNA of Hyalella azteca, 807 nucleotides long. RefSeq lists its product as uncharacterized. The record is from RefSeq and is a predicted model, not a curated record. The transcript is spliced from 2 exons. NCBI's taxonomy places the organism in Eukaryota, Metazoa, Arthropoda, Malacostraca, Amphipoda, Hyalellidae. Bases 331 to 684 code for a protein of 117 amino acids.